Messenger RNA from Sycon ciliatum, 2644 nucleotides. RefSeq names its product LIM and senescent cell antigen-like-containing domain protein 1. The transcript is spliced from 12 exons. Lineage: Eukaryota; Metazoa; Porifera; Calcarea; Leucosolenida; Sycettidae. The record is from RefSeq and is a predicted model, not a curated record. Gene Ontology annotation, biological process: positive regulation of substrate adhesion-dependent cell spreading; cell-cell junction organization; cell-cell adhesion. Gene Ontology annotation, cellular component: cell-cell junction; focal adhesion; cytoplasm. Bases 144 to 1373 code for a protein of 409 amino acids.
GCGCGCACAUCAUUCGCACUUCUACUUCGUCGUUGUGUGUGCGGCAAUAAUUUUUGGCCGACCAUUGUCUCUGCGUGUGGCUUGGAACAGUGACAGUAUCUGUUACUGCAAGAAUUGUAGGAACUGAACGGACCGACGAAGAAAUGGCUGCGGCAGGAGGCACCACGUCCUUCUGCAGCAAAUGCCGCGAGCCGUUUGCGUACCAGGAGAAGAUCCUCAACUCAGGUGGACAGAGCUUCCACGAGCGAUGCUUCGUGUGCGUCCAGUGUUUCCAGCCGUUUCCAGAAGGACUUUUCUACGAGUUUGAGGGUCGCAAGUACUGCGAGUAUGACUUCCAGACACUGUACGCGCCGUGCUGCGGCGGCUGCGGGAAGUUUGUCAUCGGCCGCGUGAUCAAGGCGCUGGGUCAGAGCUGGCAUCCGGACUGCUUCCGCUGUAUCAACUGCGACAAGUCGCUGGCCGACGUUGGCUUUGUCAAGAUGUACGGGCGGCCAUACUGCAAACCCUGCCACGCCGAACUGAAGGAUUCGGGCAAGCACAUCUGCCAGAAGUGCAACUUGCCAAUCCAUGGCGAUCAUAUCACGUACAAGUACAACAUAGUACAUCCACAUCAUUUCAAUUGCAAGCAGUGCGCAAAACCACUGACUGCGCAGUGCAAGAUCCGGGACGACGAGCUGUACUGUUUACGCUGCUACGACAAGCUUGAGUCGGCAAUUUGCGGUGCUUGCAGGCGACCAAUCGAAGGGCGUAUCAUCCAUGCCCUGGGCAAAAUGUGGCAUCCCGAGCAUUUUGUGUGUGCCCAUUGCGAGCGUCCAUUCGACGGCCGGCGUCAUUUUGAACGCAAGGGACUAGCGUACUGCGAACAACAUUACAACAUGCUCUUCGGAGACACCUGCUUCUACUGCACAAAGAUCAUCAGUGGAGAAGCGUGUGCUGACAUGGGCAAGUCGUGGUGCACCCAUCAUUUCCGGUGCAAGGCGUGCGAACAGCCUCUCUCCAUCAAGCAAAAGUACCUGGAGUAUGACAUGCAGCCAAUCUGCAAGAAAUGCUAUGAACGGCUUCCGCAGGAGCUGCGUCGUCGGCUGAAAGCACUUGACGAGGGCACAUCGCUCAAGAAGGCCAAUAUCCGUGAUGUUCGCCGCGAGGACAUUCCCAUGCUGACGGCCGGUACAGGCACGAUGGGCGGUACCAUGCGAGACGGAACGAUGUCCGGUGGAGCUGCCCACGGCGCAUCAUCAUCUGGCAGCGCAGCUUCCUCUUCGCUACCACAUAGCAUGCACAACCGCAGGUUGCCCGAAAUCCCGUCCGAUUCCGCGGACGGAGCCGGAGCCUCUGGCUCCAACUGGCGCCCGUCGAUUCAGGCGGACGUGUGACGGGAACCUCGUGCCUGUGCACGUCUAUGUGGUGUGGCUUAGGAGCUGUCGUAUGUUGCGUGUUUGUGUGUGUGUGGGGGGGGGGGGGGAUGUGUGUGUGUGUGUGCUGUGUGUGUGUGUGUGUGUGUGUGUGUGAGAGAGAGAGAGAGAGUUUGCAUGGGACUGGACCAUCCUCCCUCCGGUGUGUAUGUACAGUCGGACGCGAGUGCUUCCACCGGGAGAACUCUGGUGGCCAUCACAGCACUUCACACAUAGCUAUUUUUUCUAGUCCACAGCCAAACACGCCGCCGAGUACGUUUGUAUUCCCGUUUUACUCUUCCUUGCCAUUCGCUUUUCCUCUUCUCUGGCAGGUAUCUUUGUCACACUUUCUCCUAGAAAUAGUCCACGGCAGUGCACUGUUUCAUUUCUCUAAACGCUUGCCUUCUGAUCUCUUAGUCCCAGUAUUUCCGGCCACUCGUUACAUUGAUCAGCACAAUUCUGUUUGUACAUGUUCACCGACUGUUUUCUCUUGUACUUUUGUGUUCCUGCUUGUAUUAGCAGUGUUAGUGAUAGCUGCUAGCCGACGCUGCCUUGAUCUGCGGCCUCCACCUGUCUUACCCGCUUUGGUGGUUGCCACUGUACUACUACUCCUGGUACAGCUGUACAUCCAUUCCAUGCUCUCUGGUUUCGUUGUACAUGAAUGCGCAUUCUCUCCGGUUUCGCUUCUUGCGACAGAGGAGAUUCUUUCCGUUUGUCGUGCCGGCCUGUUUGCCCUGGUUUUCGCACGAUGUCCGUCUUGCCCGCACAUUUGUCACGCCGUAUACAUGAAUAGUAUGAAUGUUUGCUUCCGGGGGAAUUCCCCCCAUUCAUGUUCAAUUCAUAGAGUAUAGACUAUAGUACAAUCUAUUAGCUUUCUGAGCUACACUGUCCACAGACUAUAAUUUUUCUUCUUUCUUGAAAGUAUAGACUGGAAUUACCACCGCUCUUCAUUUUAGAUUGCUUGCCGUAUGCAUCAAUGCCAUCAUCUCGUAUACCGAAUUGAAUUUUUCUCCUUUCUGUAGCCGGCGACGACGGUUGCGUUCAUGUUUGUCAUGGGCUUAUGGCUCUGUCAUCUUUCUCUGUUCUAGUGGGACUCCACAAACGAUGCGGUACACACUACUCGGUAUUGGCUGUUGUUCAGGCAACUAUCCACCGAACAGUGUUCUGUUCUUGUCUUGUUGGAAUGUCUCGUCUCGUUGCUCCAAAUUAACGUUUGGUGCUAUAAAUAUGGCAUUAUAGUUUGCUUUCUGAAA